Didymodactylos carnosus is the source of this 1890-nucleotide messenger RNA. NCBI's taxonomy places the organism in Eukaryota, Metazoa, Rotifera, Eurotatoria, Philodinida, Philodinidae. The record is from the annotation of a GenBank genome assembly.
AUGUAUGUUUCUUUAAUAAAAGGUCAGGAGUUAGCAAAAUAUUCAUCGUCUUCAAUAACUAUGCCAUCAGAAAUUGAUUGGAAUCAAUUAGAAAUCGUCUGCCUUUUGCUGAAAGAUGGAACAUUCUCUGAUUUUCUACCAUCAGAGAUUUUUCUAAAACCAUACAGUGAUCCUCUAAGAUGCAUUUCGUACAUAACAACUACCGAAUGUCGACAGAUUUAUUUAAUCGUAUCCGAUACAGUUGAUGAAACUGUUUUAAAAAUAUUGCAUAAACUCAGACAAAUUGUAGCCAUUUAUUUACUUCGAAGCCAAAUAAAACAAAUUGAGCUAGCAAAAUAUUAUGCUAAGUUAUCGGGAAUAUUUGAUGAUAAAAAAGAACUUUGUAUAAAGUUAUUAAACGAUAUUCAUACACUUUCAAUAUAUUCAGCAACAACAACAUUGGCAAGCAGACAUCCACCAGGGCCACUAGAAUACUCUACAACACUAUUAUUCAUCAAGUCCAAAAGUUUUGAGCAAUUACCAUUAGAUAAGUUAAAUAACGAACAAGCUAAAUUCAUUUGGUUUCAAUUUUUAAUACGAGCAAUAGUCCAUUUACCUGAACAAACGAAUAAUAACUAUGAAAAACUGUUAGCCACAUGUCGAACACAAUUUGAAAGUGAUACACAAGAACUUAAUACUAUUAAUACCAUUCAAAAUUAUUAUACAUCGCGCAAAGCCAUAUGGUGGUAUACACAUAAAUAUACGUUUCUCCGUCAUACGUUAAAUGAUGCACUUUGUUCAUAUAAUUUCGAUAUCAUAUUUCAAUUUCGAUACUAUAUUCGUGAUCUUUACAAACAACUGAUUGAAUUACGUUCGUUGUCUAUUGCUACCUCCCUUUUACGUACAGUUUUCCAUAGUCAAACAAUGAAUAAGCACGAAUUAGAACAUUUGAACGAUCAUAUCGGUGAACUAUUGUCUGUGAAUAUCUUUAUGUAUGCGACUAUUUCAAGAGAAAUUGCUUUAUCAUAUGUUACGAACAGUAACGACGGUAAUAAUUCAUCGAUGGAAACUGUUUUAUUUGAAAUUGAACUUGAUGAAACUGUUGAAUCAUUUGUUAAUAUUCAAAAUGUCAGUUUCUUAGAACAAGAUGGCGAAUACUUAUUUUUAAUUGGUACAAUAUUUCAAUUGGAAUCUUGUAGAAUGUUACCUAGUACGAUAUGGCAUAUUAAAUUAAAAUUGACCAAUAGAGAAGAAGACGAAGCAAAACAAUUAAUUAAUCAUUUUGAAAAUCUAUUCGAUGAAAAAUUUACAGUUUUCACACUGGGUAUGUUUUGGUUGGAAACAAGUUUAAUCGAAAAAUAUGACAAUGCAUUAAAUUAUUAUAAUAUGCUGUUGAACGAAUAUACAACUGAUAAUGCUAAAAUAAGUAUUUAUACCAACAUAGCUCUUAUUUAUGACCGAAAAGGCGAUAAGGAUAAGAUAAAUACCAGAAAUUAUUAUGAAGAAGCAUUAGCAUUAGCCAAAGAUCAUGAGUCACUAUCACCUGAACCAGAUACACAAACUGAAAUACUUGAAGUUAUAUUAAAACGACCAGUAUUAAACAGUACUUCUCUGUCGAUAUACUAUUACAAUUUGGGCUGUAUAAUGUUUGAAAAAAAGAACUUUGAAAAUGCAUUAGAAAAUUUUGAAAAAGCAAACAAACAGUUUUCCGUAGAGAAGUUAGAUCCCAUCGUCCAAGCAGAUAUUCUGAAUAAUAUUGGUUGCGUUUACUUUCGACGAAAUGAAUAUGAAAUAUCAAUGCGUUAUUUCGAACAAGCGUUUGACAUUGGGUUAAAGAUACCAGAAGAGAACCGUUCAGCAGUUAUUACCGAUUAUCUCAGUAACAUGUCAGCAGCAACCAUAAAACAAUAG